Molecule: messenger RNA, 130 nt
Organism: Dibothriocephalus latus
Lineage: Eukaryota; Metazoa; Platyhelminthes; Cestoda; Diphyllobothriidea; Diphyllobothriidae
Source: the annotation of a GenBank genome assembly
GAAAGCGAUGAAAACGAAAUAAAAGGUGAUGAUGGGGAUGAUGAUGAUGAUGAUGAUGACGUACAAGACGUGCAAGAGGAAGAUGAGGAGGAGAAGGAGAAGGAGGAGGGUUAGGAGGAAUAGGAGUUAA